GUGCUGUGCCUGCUCUGCACCACGCGGCCCCUGUCCUGCCCCUGCUCCCCCAGCUGAGCAGGGUGGGGGGCCCUGGGAGCUCAUUCCCUGGUGGCAUGGCCGGGAAAGCCAUGCGCAAAGACAAGGCGGUGCCGGGGUGAGUGUGGGGUGAGCAUGGGGAUGAGCAUGGGUAUGACCUCUCCCAGCGGUGCUGCAGUGCCUGCCCAUCUGGGGGUCGCCCAGACCACCUGUGUGUACAAGCUGGUGGCAGUGCCAAAGCGCCUCGGGUCUGUGGUGGCUCAGAGGCUGCGGGAAGCCGCGUUGCAUCCCGGUUGCUGUGGAUGCUGCACUCCCUGACCCCCCCCGGGGCUAAUUAUUACUGCUGGGGCACUGGUGGGCUGGGCUGUGGCACCCUGGGGAGGGCUGGGGGAGGAGGUGGUGCUGUCUGAGCUCCGUCUCGCUUUCCUUGCACCCCCCAGGCUCAGCCAUGCGCAGCCACAGAGAGGGGCAGAGCACCUGGAGGCAGCGUGCUGCGGGCACAGGGCAGCACGCCCCUCGCACCACUGCUGCUCAAGGUCCCUGGCUGUGGGGCACAAGGUGCCGGGGGGCGGGCGGGAGCUGGCUGGGUCCUGCCCCUCUGCAGGGCACGCGUGUGUCCAUGGUGCCUCUGUCAGAGCCUGGCUAAUGGCACAGCUGGCCAGGGGCCAGGCUGCUGCCUGCUGGGGCUCUCCUGCUGCCCGAGGGGCUGCGGCACAGCCUGCCCACUGCCCCGCAGCCACGGUGCGCUCACCCUGUGCCUGUCUGGCCUGCAGCCCUCAUCCCUCAGCCAGGAUCCUGGUCAGGGCUGAGGUGCCCGGUGAGGGCUGCUGGACCUGCUGCCAGGUGGGGAUGGUGCCUCCGGUCCCGGUGCUUGGCCCUGGAGAAGCUCAUUAGCGAUGCUCCCGCCUCCUGCCCGCGGUCCCUGCGGAGCGGGGCAGUGAGUGCAGGAGGCUCUAAUGGCUCCACGAGGCUCCUGAUGGGCCGCAAUGGAGGCGGGAGCAGGAGGGGCUGUGGUUUCUGCCUCAGACAGCGCCGGAGCUGCCUCUGCCCAGGGAUGGCGGGGAAGAUGCCGGGUGGGCUCCUGCUCCGGCUGCUCCUCGCCGCUGCUCUGUGCCCCGGCAUCCUCGGGACAGGUACGGCCCCUUUGCCCCUGCUCCCUGAGGCUGGGGUAGGCACUGCCCAUCCGACCCCUCUUGGCUGGGACCACGUCCCCUGGGCUGCUCCCCACCAUCCCCAGCUGGAGGCUGUGCGGUCAGGGCGGGGAGGCAGUGGUCCGUGCUGGGGAUGGGAGCCAGGGGUGGUGGUGCCGGAGCUGGUCCCGCUGCAGCACAGCUGUGGGGUGAGAGGCACUGCCCUUGUGGGGCAGGGGGAACCAGGGAGACCAGCACUGGGCUGCCGGGCUGGGCUUUGCCCUCCCCUCCUGCUCGUGCCCUUCCCUGGGAGCGUGCCGGUGCCGCAGCCCCGUGCCCACCGCUCCUGCCGCAGCCUCGGUGCAGAACCUGCACCUCUGCGAGGGCUACGCCGGCCCCGACGGCCGCUACCACCCCGGCUUCUACUGCCCGCGCCUCACCGACCCGGCCACGCACCGGUACUGCUGCCGGCACGGCCCCCACGCCCUCAAGUCCUGCUGCUCACAGGGGGCUGUGGAGGCCCUCACCGGGGUGAACCUCUCCAGCCUCCCCGUGCCUGGCCUCCUCCGGAACCCCCUGGCCCUGCCCUUCGUGGGGCUCUACGGGCUCCUGGUCCUCGUCCUCAUGGCCCUCGACCUCGUCCACUUCUACCGCACCAAGCGCUGCAGCCUCGGCCGCCUCCUGCCCUGCGGCCGUUGCCCUCCCCGCGGCUCCCCGGCCCCCGGGGGGCUCCUGGCGCCCGGCCCCGCAGCCCCGGCCCCCCGUGCUCCUGGGGGGCGGCGUAGGGGUCCCAGUGGCUG
Molecule: messenger RNA, 1948 nt
Organism: Anas platyrhynchos (mallard)
Lineage: Eukaryota; Metazoa; Chordata; Aves; Anseriformes; Anatidae
Source: RefSeq, a predicted model, not a curated record